Messenger RNA from Cokeromyces recurvatus, 1856 nucleotides. Its product is annotated as ATP synthase subunit beta. Gene Ontology annotation, molecular function: ATP hydrolysis activity; proton-transporting ATP synthase activity, rotational mechanism; ATP binding. The record is from RefSeq and is a predicted model, not a curated record. Bases 120 to 1652 code for a protein of 510 amino acids. Lineage: Eukaryota; Fungi; Mucoromycota; Mucoromycetes; Mucorales; Mucoraceae. Gene Ontology annotation, biological process: proton motive force-driven mitochondrial ATP synthesis; proton transmembrane transport. The transcript is spliced from 4 exons.
AAACAAAAAUGAGGGGAGGGGUUAAAAAAAAAGGAACAGGGGAAAUAUUAUAAGCCCUAUUAUUAGUUUAUUUUAUUUUUUUAUUUUUCUAAGCUUUCUCUCCUUUUCUCGGUAAAGCUAUGUUUAUUUCUCGUGCUCUAAGCCGCGUUGCUUCAAACGCAUUUCGUCUCCAAGCCAAUCCCUUAGCUAAUCAAGCUAUUCAAUCAGCUCGUACCUAUGCCACAGCCGCCAGCGUUGGUAAAAUUCGUUCUGUUAUUGGUGCUGUUGUUGACGUACAAUUUGACCAAGAAAACUUGCCUGCUAUUUUGAAUGCCCUUGAAGUUCAAGGUCACUCUGGCGGACGUCUUGUCCUCGAAGUCUCUCAACAUUUAGGUGAAAAUACUGUCCGUACUAUUGCUAUGGAUGGUACUGAAGGUCUUGUUCGUGGUCAAAAGGUCGUUGAUACUGGUGCACCUAUCACUAUUCCUGUCGGUAAAGAAGUCCUUGGUCGUAUUAUCAACGUCAUUGGUGAACCUAUUGAUGAACGUGGACCCAUCAGUGCCAAGACUCACCGUCCUAUUCACGCUGAUGCACCUGAGUUUGUUGACCAAUCACCUACACCUGAAAUUCUCGAGACCGGUAUUAAGGUUGUUGAUUUGUUAGCACCUUAUGCUCGUGGUGGUAAGAUUGGUCUCUUUGGUGGUGCAGGUGUCGGUAAGACUGUAUUGAUUCAAGAAUUGAUUAAUAACAUUGCUAAAGCACAUGGUGGUUAUUCCAUCUUCUGUGGUGUUGGUGAACGUACUCGUGAAGGUAACGAUCUCUAUCAUGAAAUGAUUCAAACUGGUGUCAUUCAGUUAGAAGGAGAUUCCAAGUGUGCUCUUGUCUUUGGUCAAAUGAACGAACCCCCAGGAGCUCGUGCUCGUGUUGCCUUGACUGGUUUAACGAUUGCUGAAUACUUCCGUGAUGAUGAAGGACAAGAUGUAUUGUUGUUUAUUGAUAACAUUUUCCGUUUCACACAAGCAGGUUCUGAGGUAUCUGCCCUUUUGGGUCGUAUUCCCUCUGCUGUCGGUUAUCAACCUACAUUGUCUACUGAUAUGGGUGGUAUGCAAGAACGUAUUACGACUACCAAGAAUGGUUCCAUUACCUCUGUCCAAGCUGUCUAUGUCCCAGCUGAUGAUUUGACCGAUCCUGCUCCUGCUACUACAUUUGCUCACUUGGAUGCCACUACUGUCUUGUCUCGUUCAAUUGCUGAAUUGGGUAUCUAUCCUGCUGUGGAUCCUCUUGAUUCCAAAUCACGUAUCCUUGAUCCUCGUAUUGUAGGAGAAGAACAUUACAAGGUUGCAACUGAAGUCCAACAGAUUCUUCAAAACUACAAAUCACUUCAAGAUAUCAUUGCUAUUUUGGGUAUGGAUGAACUUUCAGAAGAAGAUAAGCUUGUAGUUGAGCGUGCACGUAAGAUCCAACGUUUCCUUUCACAACCUUUCGCUGUUGCUCAAGUCUUUACUGGUUAUGAAGGUCGUCUCGUGAAACUCAAUGAUACCAUUCGUUCCUUUAAGGAGAUCUUGUCUGGUAAGCACGACCACUUGCCCGAAUCAGCCUUCUACAUGCAAGGUGAUAUUAAUGACGUUCAGAAGCGUGCUGAAGAACUUGCCAAAGAAAUGGGUUCUCAGUAAUAAUAAGUUAGGCGUGCAGUGCUGAUAUCUAUGUUUGUAUGCGUGUGCACUUACAACAAAUAAAGAAAAAAAAAUAAUCUUUCUUAUUUAUUGUCAUAAAUAUAUAAUCAUAUCUAUGUAUUUAUUAUAUUACAUUAGGCUGUCAAUUUCGGGAGCACAAAUAAAAUAUAUAAUGAUGACCAUUGUAUUUAAAAGAAAAAAAAA